Messenger RNA from Meloidogyne enterolobii, 876 nucleotides. The record is from the annotation of a GenBank genome assembly. NCBI's taxonomy places the organism in Eukaryota, Metazoa, Nematoda, Chromadorea, Rhabditida, Meloidogynidae.
AUGUCCUUGCUCUCCAGCACUCCUCAACUUCCUCCCCCAAAUUCGCUUUCUUCUUUGCUUGGAUCAAAAAGUGCUGUAUGUGGCUGUGCUUCAUCCUCCUCCUGCUCUUCCUCUUCUUCGUAUUCUUCAUCCUUUUCAUCUUCAUUCUCUACUGGACAGCCUAAUUCCACCUUACAAAAUCACCAACAGGGAGGGCAUUUGCAGCAAAUUGGUCAUUUCCAUCUCUCACCUUCUGCACUCAGCGAUGACGAUGAUUAUUUGUCCCAAUUAGUACCUACAAUAUCCUCGCAUUCCAUAAUCGCUAAAAAUACUUAUGCUCGUCCACAACCUGUUUAUUGGUGUUCCAUUUGUUACUAUGAACUAAAUACAAGAGUAGGGGAGCCGUUCAAGGUCUCCGUUAAUACGGUAGUAAUAGAUGGAUUUACUGAUCCUUCAAGCAUUUGUCUUGGUCUCCUUUCAAAUGUCAACAGAAAUUUUACGAUUGAGAAUACACGUCGUCAUAUUGGAAUGGGAAUUCGGCUUAGUUGUACCGAUAAUGGAGUAUUACUGUUCAAUCAAUCCGAUUCGGCCGUAUUUGUACAAUCGAGGAAUGCAAAUUUCAAGUACGGGUUGCAGGCGACAGCAGUUUGUCGCGUGCCUCCUGGCGGGGCAUCAAUGGCAAAAAGUGAUGGAUAUCAACACGUUUAUGAAUUACAAAAAAUGUGCUUUGUAAGACUUUCGUUUGUAAAGGGUUGGGGAGCAGAUUAUCACAGGCAGGAUGUUACAUCGACUCCUUGUUGGCUUGAAUUACAAUUACAUCAACCAAUGGCGUGGGUUGAUAUGGCAUUGUCAGAUUUGGAACCGCCAGAUCAUAGAGGGAUCACUUCUGUCUCUUGA